AACGGAUCACGUCCUCAGUUUUCUGCGCCCUCUUCCUCGUCACAGAUUUUUUCCCUUUAUUAACUUUACUCCAAGAUUUUAAUUGUUUAAUUUCCCUUUCUUAUGAAUCGGAAGAAGAACCUUUUUUUAAAUUAAAUUUACUAUCACUUAUUUCGAAAAUAUAUAUUCCUACGUUACAGUGAGAGGUUCUAUUCCCAACUUCUAACUUUCGAUAUUGUACUGGUUGAAAACUAAAUUUGUGACAACACAAAAUAAAUUGUUCUUUUUUUCUUAUAGAGGUGUAAGUAAAAUCCGGCAAAAUGGGUGAGCGAAAAGGAACAAACAAAUACUAUCCACCUGAUUACAACCCAGCCAAAGGUGGGCUGAACAAAUUUCUUGGGACUCAUGCUCUCAGGGAGCGGGCGAGGAAGCUCCACAUGGGCAUCUUAAUAAUACGUUUUGAAAUGCCCUUCAAUAUAUGGUGCGAAGGCUGUAAAAAUCACAUCGGAAUGGGCGUUAGGUACAAUGCAGAGAAGAAGAAAAUCGGAAUGUACUAUACAACUCCAGUUUACCAGUUCAGGAUGAAGUGCCAUUUAUGUGAUAACCAUUUUGAAAUAAAAACUGAUCCUGCUAACCUGGAAUAUAUUGUUGUCAGUGGAGCAAGGAGACAGGAAAACCGCUGGGACCCGACCGAAAACGGCCAGGUUGUCCCUGAAGACAAAGAGACUUCCAAAAGACUUUUUGAUGAUGCCAUGUUUAAACUAGAACAUGGGACAGACGACAAAGAACAUAGUGCAAAAAUAAAUCCAGUCCUCAAUAAAUUAAUUAGUCAAAACGAUUCAAAAUGGAAAAAUGACUUCCAGGCCAACAUGAUGCUGAGAGCACAAUUUCGUAAAAAGAAAAAAGAGCUGAAAGCAAAAGAGAAAGUGGAUAAUAUACUUUUAAAAAAGUCAAGUCUGAGUAUAGCACUUCUCCCUGAGAAUGAGGAUGACAUCAAGCUUGCCUCCCUCUUAAAGCUACAACCUUCGACAAGUGCCAACGAGAAAUUGAAUCUAAAAAUGAAAAAAAUCCAAAAGAGCCUUAUAAUUCCUAAAAGUCUCGAGAAGCCAAAGCCUGACUUGGGCAUCAGAUUAAAAAUCCCUCCGCCUCCAUCUUCUCUGGUGGCCAAUGAUUAUGAUUCAUCAGAAGAAGAUGUCUAAAAUUGUAUUAUAAAUAUUAACUUUAAUAUUUUGGUUGUUAUUCCAAGAGGCUUUGUUUUUAUUUUUUGUUAUU
Molecule: messenger RNA, 1251 nt
Organism: Cimex lectularius (bed bug)
Lineage: Eukaryota; Metazoa; Arthropoda; Insecta; Hemiptera; Cimicidae
Product: coiled-coil domain-containing protein 130 homolog
Exons: 6
Coding region: 300-1178 (292 amino acids)
Biological process (GO): mRNA splicing, via spliceosome
Cellular component (GO): post-mRNA release spliceosomal complex; U2-type spliceosomal complex
Source: RefSeq, a predicted model, not a curated record